GGGGGAGAGGGAGUACAUGCUGAAACCAUUUCUGCAGAAGACACAGAAGGAAAGAUCGCACAGAAAUAAACUGACUGACGUUGGUACACAGCUUGUGGAUAUUUUAUUUAUUUGCUUAUUGAUUGAAUUCCAAUGGACCACAUUUUAAAAACAUUCAUGUGUUAAUUACAGAAGGAAACACCAAUCACCUGCAACCUUAUUACCACAAGGGAAAAAAAGCAAGUGGAUCGUUUUUCUCAGACAUGUCUACUGAAAAACACGGUUUAGAGGAAGGAUGUCCCCAGAUGUCCCCUCCACCUUACAUUCCCAACCAGGAUGGUCCACCAUGCAACAAUCAAUCUCAGUAUCCUGGGGCUCCUCCUCCUGUCCCAGAAGGCUAUGUCCAGGAGACCCAGUUUAAUUGUGGACCUGGGGGUCAAAAUCCCCAAGGCUAUACUAUCCAGACCCAGCCACCACCUGGGGGCAUGCCUGCAGGAGGCUACAUCCACUCGGGAUACCCUCUCCAGCUACAGCCUUGUACUGCUUACCUGCCUGUGUAUCCUAUAGGGACAGCGGGUCAGCCCUAUGUGCAAGGAAGCGGAUCAGUACCACCUGGAAUGGCACCGGGGCAGAUGCAAAUGCAAAUGCCCCCUGGAAUUGCCAUUGUGGAGCCCAGACGCCCGCCUCAUGACUAUCUACCAAUCGCUGUUCUCACUACCGUUUGCUGCUUCUGGCCAACUGGUAUCAUCGCAAUCAUCAAAGCUGUGCAGGUGCGAACAGCGGUAGCUCGUGGAGAUAUGGUGUCAGCCGAAAUUGCAUCCAGGGAGGCUCGGAACUUCUCCUUCAUCAGUCUUGCCGUAGGCAUUGCCUCGAUGGUGCUGUGUACCAUCCUGACCGUGGUGGUCAUCAUAGCAGCACAGCACCAUGACGAGGACUGGGAGCCGUAGUGGAUGUCAGAAACUGUAUACAAGAUAGAUGAAGCUCUACCUUCCAUCAUUCCCUUGGAUGUCAGAGAAUUGCAUCUCUCUGACUUAAAAGCUCCCCACCACCCAGAAUGCCAAGCUGCUAUCUGACAGAAAGUUCCCUAGUGCCCUAUCUUUAUUUAGAAUUUUAUAGUAUCCCUUUGUACCUCUCAAGCUACAGCACGCCAAUACAACCCAGAGCAAUUCAUAAACCUAUUUUCCCAAUUAUAUCCCUGCCAUAUUCUCAGUAUUGCAUCCAUCUAACUUCAGUCAUCUCAGUCUUAUUAUGGCUGCCCUUCUUUUUGCAUCUCCCAAUAUGCUGACCGUUCAUCUCAGACUUCAUCUUUCCAGUUAUCUUUUAAGUAUAGGCAUAGAAGUGCAGAAGAUAGGUUCAGUAUUUUUGAAAUAAAAAGUAUUUUUACAAUCAUAUCAUAUACAAAUUUGCCACAGAAACAUCCAUUGUUAAGUAAAUCUGUAUUUCUGAAAUUAAAAAAAGAAAACACUUCUGCCACAGCAGCUUACAACUGCAGACAAUGGCGUAUUAGAAAAAAUGAAACUUACCAAAAUGAAGCCCAUAUUGGCAAUCUCUAAUAUAGAAUAGAAUCCUGAAGUAAAACAUGGGUUUAGAACUGUUUAGCAUGACAUUGACGUUCAUAUAAUAUAGCUCUGGAAAAUGCAUAUCCAUCCAUCCAUCCAUCCAUCCAUUUUCCAACCCGCUGAAUCCGAACACAGGGUCACGGGGGUCUGCUGGAGCCAAUCCCAGCCAACACAGGGCACAAGGCAGGAACCAAUCCCGGGCAGGGUGCCAACCCACCAUAAAAAUGCAUAUCCAUAAUCGAAAAUAAAAUUAAAAAAUGGGGUGUCUGUACUUUCCACUGCAAUAAAAAUAUGACUAUAACUUCAGUAUUAAUGAAGCCAGUUAUCAGUAACCAUGGUUCUCAGGGUUGUUGUGUACAUGGAGAAGAAUCAAGGUAAACAUUAAAACCAAACUUACUUGAAAAUGCCACAGUCUCACAUAAAUUAUACAAGCUGCAUAAAUGAUAUGGAUUCAUACUUUUCAAAACCUUAUUCACAUAUGCAAAUUAUUGGCUCAAUAUAAACAUAUUCAGCAAUUUUAUGACAUUUCUUCUGGUGUCCCAUUGCUUGCUGUAGUAAGCUGCUUAGAAAGGCAGUUUUUUUUAUUGUAAUUUUAUAAAUUCAAUCACACUUGACAAUGCAAGUUUUGGGCAAAUGAAUGUAUGACACCACUGUCCACCAGUCCACUACAAGUAAGUUUCUGUUACUUUUCUGUUAAAAAGAAAUUUGGAAUCAAAAACACCGAAUGUAACCCUUCAAGUCUGAAUCGUUACCACAUUCCAGGUACAGCCUCAGCACUCCAUAGCAUCCUACUUCUGGUGUACAACCUUCCACAAUAUUAAAACUGCUGUAACUCCUUGCAUUUUCUUAAAAGUUGUGCAUUACUUAAUACAGGCAUCGCUUAGCCUGACUCUCUCAAAAGCCUGGCUGCUGUGAGCCUCACAUUAAGUGUACAGUACAGCAGUGGAAUUGCUACAGAUUACUGAGCUUCCAAAAUUUUCUUUUGGUCUUAUUGCUCCAAAAAUGUAAAACCUCUUAAUGAGGCCAACAGAAAUCUGUGACUCUCCUGAAAAUUGUGGCUUGACUCACCACAAUACUGCCACGGCUACACAUUUUGGAUACAUCUGUCACAGCAUUCUGACUGAAGCACAUUUUGGUCAUCAUUUCUUUAUUGUUCUGAUUUAUGUACUGUAGCAAAUAUAGGAAACAUUGAGAAUUUCAUAUAAACUCCCUCCCAUAUGGCAGCCACUGAAGGAAGGGCUUGUAGUUAACUUCAUUACACAGUUCUGGCCACUCACCUUAUUUUGUUCUAAAUAAUAAAAUAAUAAUCAACUCAGUCCCAAAUGGUAUUUUGCACUCGCAUUGAAUUUGGGGAGUUGCAAUACUUCUGAAAUGCAUUUCUUCAGCUUUUUAUUUACACACAAAAAUCUUUCUUUUUUUACAGUUUAAGCAGAAAAUGAACACGUACCUAGCAUUCAUCCCGUAUCUCUAAUCAGAAAUGCAUAUGAAAUUUGGCAAGGCAUGACUACACAAAUGGGAACUUCAAAAAUUCCUGUAGCAAGUCAACACAGGCGACUAAAUCCUCCAAAAACUCAUCUGCUGUGACUCACACUUGAAUUAUACUAAUAGCAGAAGAGUUGUAUUUUAUCCUCUACCAAACAGACUUCCGCUUGCAUCUAAGUACAUUUUUCCAGCAUCUUGAAUUUGUACUUCUUGAAUGACACUUCUCAAAGUCAAACCCAUAAUCUUGUUUGUCAUCCCAAGUGACAGGACAUGUUUAAGUAUUGCAUGUGUGAUGACUCCUCUUAAACACGUCACGUCUAUGACUUCAUCAUCGCAACACCAUGAAUGUUGCUCUUUCAAAAUAUCACCAACAUCUUGAACUUUAUAUAUUUUACUAUGUACCUCCUCAUCAUUUCAGAUAUUGCAUGUGGCCAAAGAAUUGACUCAAUCUUGACAAUUUCUUCUCCGUGAUUCCAUCACCUCAAUGUCUCAGAAGCUAUACACUAAAAAGGCCAUCAUCUUCCUGUGUGUUAUGUAUUUCAGAUUACAUCUAACCAUCAUCCCAUCUGGUAGACAUUUUUCACAGCUUAGUAUUUUUGAAGGAAAAAGUCAGUGUCAAUUUUUUAUGUCUCUGAGUACAUUGCCCUUAUAUCCCAAACGCUGUAAACUACCCAAAAUCUUACCAACGUCCUGAAGAUAACAUAUUUCAAUCCACAUUUUCACAUUAUCUCAACCAGUAGCACAUAUUUUACUACCAGAUACUACCACGAUUCCAGCACCCUAAUACCUAAGAUUUGUACCUAAUAUCUGGAGCAGAAUGUGUUUCUGACUACAUCUGUUAAUUAUUCCAAAUUACAGCACAGCUUCUACUACAAUGUGAAUUGAAAAUUAAUUGCAAGUCUCUAACAAAACUGCCCCAACAUCCUGAAUGCUGUAAAUUAGUGUUUCUUUUUCUUCUCAUGACCCAAUCUUGCCCUUUUUUGUGUCUUCCGAGUCCCAGUCCAUGGCAGAGCAAUGUCAAUAGCAAACCAUAUGAGACCCAUAGUUUAAGAAACUAUGCCAUAAAACUUAUAAAAUCAGAUAAACAUCCUAAAUGUUACAUGGCUUAGAUUACAUCUUUAUGUUACAUUAGAACAAUCUAGACAAGAACAGGCCAUUCAGCCCACCAAAGCUUGCCAGUCUUAUCAAUUAUCAGUUAGAGUUUUCAAAGUCCCUAAAGUCCUGCUGUUUACCACACUACUUGGUAGCUUAUACCAAGUGUCUAUGGUUCUCUGUGUAAAGAAAAACUUCCUAAUGUUUGUGCAAAAUUUACACUUUCAAGUUUCAAACUGUGUCCCUGUGUUCUUGUUGAACUGAUUUUAAAAUAACAGACUCGAUCCACUGCACUAAUUCCCUUCAUAAUUUUAAAAACAGCAGUCAUGCUCCUUUUAAUAUCCUUUUGCUUAUGACUUAAAAGCGUGUCUCUUUUAAUCAUAAUUCUCAUAAUUCAUCCCCUGAAGCCCUGGAAUCAGCCUACUGUAGUUGCUCUUCUUUGGACUUUUUCCAGUGCUGCUUUGUCCUUUGUCCAAAAUGGCACAUGGAUACCCUAGAUGAGGUCUAACUAGUGUAUUAUAAAGUUACCCCACUUAGCUCAUCAAUUUCACAUCUCUAAUAACAUCAUCAAUAGUCCCAAAUGCUGUACAUGUGGAAAAACUCUCACCAGCAUUAUAAAUUUCUGUCUACAUCUUAUCACCUUACCUAGGGCACAUUCUUUACUACUGUGUAUCUUUGCUGAACCCGACUCAGUCUCACUUGCUCUCCAUCUCUGACUAUGUUGCUCCAACAUCUUGAAUGUUGAACACCUUCCAAAACCACAGCAGAUCUCUGAACAUUAUAUAUUGCACCUUUCUUAUUAGCCAAGUCUUCAGGUCUUACUGGCCUAAGUUCUGUGAAACUUCCAUGUGCUACACGCCUCACUAUCAUUUUCCACAACCUCCCCAUUAGUCUCAGUCUGCUCACUAUCCUAACUCCUUUUCCCUCUUCACAGGUCUCUGACAUCCAAACUGGUUUACCACUCUUGUUUACAGCUCAAAGCAACAAGAUUUGCUUGGCAUGUCAACUUGUGUUCAAUAAGUUCCUUACUUUUGUGGUGGACUUCUGUUACAUGAUGAAAUCCUGCUAUCUAUGCAGUAUUAUCUCCUCAACUGUUUUUUGGCUGUGGUGUUUAAAGUAGACUGCAGAUGUAUUUUACACUUUGGGUAACCAAGUCGUAGUUGGCUCCAGUUUGCUACCCUUUUUCACCAUAUGAUUGGUAUGCAUUUAACCACUGGUAGUAAAAGGAAAGAACUUAGCAAUAACAUCAGCUUCUGUCAGCAACACUACUUUCCAACUUGAUUUGUGUCCCCCUCACGAUAUUCAACAUGAUAGGACGUAGAGAUCUCUUUUGCCAUUUUACAAAAUAUGCCACAUCCACAGGAUAUUGACUCUGUGCCGUAGUUCCAGUGGUGCCACUGUCAGCAUUACUUUGUUAUUUUGUACCAAGACAACAAAGGAAGAAGGUGAAAAAAGUUACGAUGGCUGCAACAGUUCUGGAUGUUGGAUUAAACCUUUGGCCAUUACCCCACCAGAUGCUGAUACACAAAUACACAGCAUGUCUAGCUGCUGGAGGGCAGGUUAGAGGACUACAAACACUACACAAUAAGUAUAUGAAUCUCCCAUCAUGCAAAAAUGUGUAAUGCCUUGGAUCAGGUACUGCUGCCUAUCUUGUUUUCAGAAUUGUUUAGUGUUUUUCCCACAUUUUUUAAGAAACCGUGUUGAACAAACAAUCUAUCUGGGAAUAAGUAAUCAAUAAGAUACUGAAGAGGAACAAUUUGUGUGUUGCUAAUAUACGUGCUAUGAAUGACGAAGGAGAAGAUUAAAUAUUUAGUCAAUUCUUUGAGAAUAUUUUCUUGACAUUUUCUUUGGUAUCUUGUGACGUAUAACCUAACUUAUUUAUUAAGCCAUUGUGUAAGAUGUGGUUUAAAUUAUCUUUGAUUGUGAAUGAAGUCAGCAUAAACCAUAAGGAAAUUCAUCGAUUUUUUUCUCUCUUACUCCAGGAGUGUUGGCCUCCUCAAAUGAGUUCUUUUAUCAGUGAAUUGAACUUAUGAGAUAUCUCCCCAUUUUUCCUGUCACUUUUAUAAUUGUGAUCCUGCUGCUAAGCCCUCGGUAGAUUUUGUCUCAAGUGUUUCAUUAUAUCUUACAACUCCAUAUGCUUGAAAAACUUCCUACACCUCUGAUUCUAGAGCUGACCCUUCAUUCUUGAGACUCUGGGGUUCGGCAAGUGACUGAUGCUUGUAAUCUGAUGAAGAAAAAUGUCUCACUCUCAGAGAAAUAUAUUUUUAGGAGCGAGCAAAUUUGGCAAAUAUCCUCUGCACACAAAUGUAUCAGCUUUUCCAAUCUGUUUCCAUGGUGAUAAGUAAGCAGUGAGAGUCUGCUGUGAAGAGCUCAGUCUCUCAAAGAGUUCAGAGAGCAGGGAUCAAAUGAGGAACUGCAAGUCCGUUUGAAGAAAAAAAUCCUUUUCCUCACCACCUGGUAAAUUUAUAUAAAAAAGACAUUUUCUUUUUUUACAAAGAUCUUCAACAAGCAACUGCAUCCAUCAACUUUCAGAUGUUUGCCUUCUUGUCCAAUGGAGCAGAAAACGAGGGCAUGAUUUCAAUUGUGACUACCUGCUGGACCAACCACAUCCCCAGUGCUGAUCACCUGCCUUUGGUUAAAGCAGAUGUUCGGUGCACUGUCCUAAAUGUCUGAUCCAAGUCAAAGAUAAACUCCAGCCAGAAGUCAGAAGGACAAAUGUGAGCUGCUACUAACUUUUCCCUCAGACUAUGAUGUGCUUUGGUGGGACGUUUGUAGUAAAGGCUUGCGGCAGCCAACAUGCUUCACUUUUAUACUUCUUAAUUUAUCACCUACGCUCAGAAUUUUCAAGCAUGAACAAGUGGAGACUUCUCCUGCAUUACAAACUUCACGUGGCCAAGUGAAUUCUCCAAAAAGACGUGUCCCACCCUUUGUUUCCCAACACAAAAUCGAAGAUAUCCAGAAUAUGAAAAAAUGUGAAUGUAAGGAUAAAAUGUUGGAGGAAACCCUAGAUGACCAGCAGUGCCAGUAAAAGCUGCAAUGGAACUGAAAGCAGUGAUGGCCUGACCCUCAUCCUGUGACUCCUUCUCCAUUUUGAACCAUGCUAAGAUAUGCCUGAAUAUUAGGGACAUUACCAUCCUAUACUAUUAUUGUUAUUCUUAAAAUUAUUAUUAUUAUUAUUGCUAUUGUUAUUUGAGUGUUUUGAAGCAUGCUGUCACAAUUACAGGGGUUGGAUUUUUUUAUUUAUUAUGAUUUUUUUAUAUAAUUUGAAGAGCUUCGUUAUUUUAUUUGGAAUGGACAAAUCCUGUUUCUGAUGUUAUGUUGCCAUUUACAGCACUCAUCACUUUUUAGCCCCUCCAGCCCACAAGCAGGCAAGAUAAUUGGGCAUCAUCCAAGCUCACUCCAGUGUACCACUCGGUGUCAGCAAAAUAACUGCUUGUCACUGAACCCCUGGGGAGUUCUCCUCAACAGCACAACAAAUAAUUGCUUGUCUGUGAUCCUCACUCCACCAGAUUCUGUAGACCAUACCUCAAAUGUUUUUUUACAGAAGCUGGAGAAAUUUAAUGAAGGACAUCUUUGGUCUGCCUGAAUAACUCCUGGAUAACGAAUUGUGACAGCCUGGUUCUGACGAUGAUGUGAUGGUGUUUUACCAGUGUGCUGGCAUCAGUUGACUAAACAACUGAAUAGGAAUGGCUCCAUCCUGGCUUGUGCAUGUUUCAUGAUUGGAUGAAGCAUUUGUCUAGCCGACAAGAGUGCUGUUUUUUACUGCGCCAAAGGACUCAUGCCCCGGUGCCCAUGAGGUGUACAACAGUGAGAUGGUGGUUGGGAUUAUGACAGCCCCAUGUCUCAAUAGGACAGUCAGAAACAGAAGAAAUAUGUUGCUAAAUGUUUUAAGGAAAACAAAAUAAACUUUUAUGGAUAUAUAUA
This is a messenger RNA of Erpetoichthys calabaricus (reedfish), 8036 nucleotides long. RefSeq names its product proline-rich transmembrane protein 1 (gene prrt1). The transcript has 4 exons. Lineage: Eukaryota; Metazoa; Chordata; Cladistia; Polypteriformes; Polypteridae. The record is from RefSeq and is a predicted model, not a curated record. Bases 243 to 926 code for a protein of 227 amino acids. Gene Ontology annotation, cellular component: membrane.